AUGGCAUUUGAUAUGAACAUAGAAGGGACAUCCUGUUCAAUUUACCUGAAGCAACAAGCCUUUUUAUCCAAUUAUUUUAGAGUUUAUACCUACAGCACAGAAGGCACACCAGUUUCUUUUGCCCCUUCCAUCCAGCGGGAUUGCUAUUAUCAAGGCUAUGUAGAUGGUUACAUGGAUUCACUUGUGAUGCUCAGCUCCUGCUCUGGGCUCAGCGGGCUGAUACAGAUUCAGAACAUCAGCUAUGGAAUUGAGCCAAUUGAGUCAGCCUCAGGGUUCCGCCAUCUUGUUUUUCGAAUAGAUUACAAUGAUAAAGGCCUUCAGUUUUCAAAGCAGAAUUAUUCCAUUAAAUGGAGUACUGGAUUAGCUUCAAAGAAAAACUCAGCACAACCAGUUACCUUUGCCACCCUCAGAUAUGUGGAAAUGCAUGUGGUUGUGGCCAAAUCUCUGUAUGAUUAUAUGGGUUCCAAUGAAGAUGUUGUCACGGGAAAGAUCAUGCAGCUUAUGAACUUCAUCAACACUAUGUUUUACAAACUCAACAUGAAGAUUAUCUUGUCGUCGUUAGAAUUAUGGAUAAACAAAGAUAAAAUCCCUGUGGCAGGAACAGCUAAUCAGCUGCUGGAGCAGUUUCUGCACUGGAAAAGAGACCACCUCACUCUGCGACCUCACGAUACGGCUUUCUUAUUUGUUUAUAGGAAGAAGGCUGAUUCAGUGGGGUCAACAUUUGCCAAAAAGAUGUGUUCUAAACCCAGUUCUGGUGGAAUUGCUAUGUUUCAAAAUGGGAUGACACUGGAAACCUUCUCAGUUAUAGUGGCACAGUUGCUGGGGUUUAGCGUGGGACUAUAUUUUGAUGACUCCAGAAAAUGCUACUGUUCGGAGACAAUCUGCUUGAUGAAUACCAGAGCAGCACAGUCCAGCGGCAUCAAAUCCUUCAGCAGCUGCAGCAUCAGAGAUUUCCAGAAUUUCCUCAACUCUGCCUUGUCGCAGUGUCUUCUGAACAAGCCGCAGGUUGACAUCUCCUACCGAGCGCCCCUCUGUGGCAACCGAGUGGUAGAAGAUGGAGAACAAUGUGACUGUGGGACAGUGAAGGAAUGUGAAAACCAUCCUUGCUGUGAAUCGGAUUGCACCUUGAAAAAAGGAAUGCAGUGUGCCCAGGGAGAAUGUUGCUGGGAGAGAAGAUGCAGGUUGAAGGCAAGAGGUACCUUAUGCAGAGAACUGCCGGACGAGGACUGCGAUCUCAAGGAGUUUUGCAAUGGUACCUCUGCGGAGUGCUCGGAAGACCAUUAUGUCCAGGAUGGGCAGUGGUGCGAAAAGCAAACUGGGAUUUGCAUGAGAGGACAGUGCCAAAGUGCGGACCGAUGGUGCCGAACAAUAUUCGGACCACGCUCCAAAAGUGGAACUCCUCAGUGCUAUGAAGAAAUUAACAGUCAAAAGGACAGGAUGGGUCACUGUGGCUCAACGACAAGAGGAUACCAGACCUGUCAGUGGCAAGACCUUAAGUGUGGCAAGCUGGUCUGCGAAUAUCCCAACAGAGUGCCCUUCUUUUUGGAAAAUGCUGCCAUCAUUUACGCAAAAGUGCAGAAUCGCUUGUGCGUCACUUUAGAUUACAUGAAGGGGCCAGGAGUGAAAGAUCCGUUUCUGGUUCGUGAUGGUACCGCCUGUGCAAAAAACAAGAUUUGCAUGAAUCAGAAGUGUGUAGAUCGAGCAAUAAUCAGACUGACUUGUGAUGCAGCAAAAAAUUGCCACGGGAAAGGAAAGUGCAACAACAAAGGCAGGUGCCACUGCAACAUGGGCUGGGCUCCCCCUGACUGUCAAAGAGCCGACCGUGGAGGCCUGGGAGGAAGCGUCGACAGCACCUUCCGAAGUGGUUUGUUCCCUCCCUUUUCAGACCUUUCAGACCAGUUCUUCCCUUGCUGCGGUUUAGCCCUGCCCGAUCAUCAACCCAAGACAUUUUCAGCGAGAAACUGGCUUCUUGUGGGCUUCUUUCUCUUCCUGCCUGUUGUGAUUGGCUCCAUCAUCUUGGCCGUAAAAGUGAGACAAGCUGUAUUACAUGCAAAUGUGGAGGAGGAAAAAGAUGAGGAGGAAGAGUACGACACAGAAGGAUCUAAAUCUCAGGAAGCCAACCAGUCAGAGAGUGCAAGCGUAUAGGCAGUGACCACAGAAGUUGCCCAGACGGUGACCAGAUUCCUAAAUGGCUGCAAAAGGUCUCUUCUCCUCGCCAGGAAAUGCAAAGCAAUUUCCCCCCUAUCUGAAUCCUUCACUCCAUCACUUUCUUUGUACUGUAAUAUAAUUAUUCAAACAUUUCAG
This is a messenger RNA of Candoia aspera, 2304 nucleotides long. RefSeq names its product disintegrin and metalloproteinase domain-containing protein 2-like. The transcript is spliced from 19 exons. NCBI's taxonomy places the organism in Eukaryota, Metazoa, Chordata, Lepidosauria, Squamata, Candoiidae. Gene Ontology annotation, molecular function: metalloendopeptidase activity. Gene Ontology annotation, biological process: cell adhesion; male gonad development; binding of sperm to zona pellucida. The record is from RefSeq and is a predicted model, not a curated record. Gene Ontology annotation, cellular component: plasma membrane. Bases 1 to 2145 code for a protein of 714 amino acids.